Messenger RNA from Fusarium keratoplasticum, 1836 nucleotides. RefSeq names its product DUF4451 domain-containing protein. The record is from RefSeq and is a predicted model, not a curated record. NCBI's taxonomy places the organism in Eukaryota, Fungi, Ascomycota, Sordariomycetes, Hypocreales, Nectriaceae. The coding region runs from base 1 to 1836 and encodes 611 amino acids. The transcript has 3 exons.
AUGAAUUCGAAUGAGUUCACCGAAACCGAGUCCGUGCUGGGCUCGGACGACAUGUGGUCGACACCCACAACUCAAACCAAAUCUCGACCUAUGCCAAUCUACCAAGGAUUUUCCUUUUGCGGUGCUGAAGAUUACUCUUCGGUGCCGUCCUGGGAUUCAUCCUCCGUUUCGUUUCAGCAGACCCCAAGUGAGACCAUGUCUCGCCCUAUGUCAAUGCAUCAAGAACUCUUCCCUCCUACCACUAUGGAAAGCUCCACGUGGAUGGAGAAGCCGAGUGAAGACCACUUUGACCUGCAGGGCAUCGACCAUGAUAUGAACAUGGGAAUGAGCUCUUUCACCACUGACGAGGCUAUCCCUGUUCUUGACCUCAAGUACCAAGGCACCGUGAUGGACGAAGACCUUAUGGCUACAGAUGAUACCAACAACCGUCGCAUGUCUGGCUCUUCGUUCUCCAUGUCGACUUCCGGUGCCCUAUCGGACAUCCCCUCCUACGACGACUUCUCAACUGCCCUCUCCGAGGCCCCUUCAUUCAGCUCCGACUACCCUCCUACUUCUAACCGCAACUCAUUGAUGUCUUCCACUCAGCUCUCACCUGUGGCUUCACCUCGCAUCGCCCCUCAGACGAGGACCGAGCUGGUGCGCACUCAGAGCCGCGGCCGUGGCGCAUCUCCGUCUCCCCGACCUGGCGUGCGAUCUGCUCCCUACAGCGUUGAAGGCCCAAGACUCAAGCGAUGGUCUACUGGCACAUACGGAACAGCAUCAAGCCGAAAGCCUACCCCGUACGUCUAUCACCCGUGCUCGGACGUGUUCAACACGCACCAGCAUAUGUGCUCUGGUCACUCGUCCCCAGCUGUUGGCGCUGCUCCUCUACCCCUCAACUACGGCAACCUUCAAGCGAUGCAGCAAGCCCCAUUCGUGGUUCCCAGCACACCCGUGUUCCAGAGGAACAGCAUGCUUCUUCCGACCCAGCUCCCCUCCCAGAUCUCGUCGCAGCCUUGGCAGACGGAUGUGAACCACUUCGCAGCCCCUCCGCCUCUUCUGUCUCACGGUCUUUUCAGGAUGCUUCAGAGCAACGGAGAUCCCACCUCCCUGAACAGCCACUACGCCGACCUGUCCGACCCACCCGAUUUGUAUGCCGCUCUUCAGGAGGAGCAGAUCCCUCCUCCUCCCGAGGACAUGAACCCUUCGGAUCCCGACUUGAUUCCCCGCGAACAGGAGCUGCGAUUUGAGGGCGACCUUUACACCCCAAGAUGGGUGCGAGGCCAUGGCAACAAGCGCGAGGGUUGGUGUGGUAUCUGCAAGCCCGGAAGGUGGCUUGUCCUGAAGAACUCGGCCUUUUGGUAUGACAAGUCAUUUUCUCACGGCAUCAGUGCGGCAACCGGAAGCUCGUUCCAGGAACCCCAGCAAAAGAGACGCAUGGACGGCAACCCUGAUGUUUGGGAGGGUUUGUGUGGGAGCUGCAACGAGUGGAUCGCGCUGGUGAGCAGCAAGAAGAAGGGAACGACUUGGUUCAGGCACGCGUACAAGUGCCACACUCACCUCAAGGUUAAAGACACGCCCAAGCGUCGCCGCGAGAGCAGCAACGCGAGAGCCCUGGCCAUGUCGACCAUGGCCAAGGCCAAGACUGAAGCUCAACGACCCAUGACGCCCCAGAUGCCAACCUCCUCGAUGGAUGUUGCCACUACGCCCACACCCGCUACUAUGUCGCAAAUCACUUCUCAUCCUCAACCACAGGCCCAAGUGGCCUCGAUUGUUCCCGCUCAGGAGCCAUACACCCUCGAACAAAUGUCUGGAAAUGUCCUCGUCAUGACCGAACCCUUUCCGAACAUGAUUUAA